This is a messenger RNA of Carcharodon carcharias (great white shark), 937 nucleotides long. RefSeq names its product tau-tubulin kinase 1-like. Gene Ontology annotation, cellular component: nucleus; cytoplasm. The record is from RefSeq and is a predicted model, not a curated record. Gene Ontology annotation, biological process: signal transduction; peptidyl-tyrosine phosphorylation; peptidyl-serine phosphorylation. Gene Ontology annotation, molecular function: ATP binding; protein serine/threonine kinase activity. The transcript has 7 exons. Lineage: Eukaryota; Metazoa; Chordata; Chondrichthyes; Lamniformes; Lamnidae. Bases 248 to 937 code for a protein of 229 amino acids.
GGGGCGGACCUGGCGCCGAGUGAGCGCUCCCUCUCCUGGCGGAUCCCGGUGCUGCAGCCGGUCUGCACUGCGGAGAAAAGGCGAUGGAGAGAGUGGGCGGGUGAGGGAGGCAGCGGCAGCCGGACGGAGCCACAGAGAGAGGCGAGGCUGGGCCCAGAGCGCGGAGCCUGGGGUCACCCAGAGCAGGAGGCGGCGGUAAAUGGACUGGGCUUGGAAGGAGUCUAGAUGAGUUCUCGCUGGCUGUCCAAUGCAGUGCCUAGCAGCCCCAACACAGGACGAGGCAAACAUGAGCGGGGGAGGGGAGCAGGUCGACAUCUUGCCUGUGGCCUUUGUUGUCAAGGACCGCUGGAAAGUGCUAAAGAAGAUCGGUGGAGGAGGGUUUGGUGAGAUUUACGAGGCGACAGAUUUGUUAAUCCGGGAGAAUGUUGCCCUGAAGGUGGAGUCUGCCCAGCAACCCAAGCAGGUACUGAAGAUGGAGGUGGCUGUUCUGAAGAAGCUGCAAGGAAAGGACCACGUGUGCAGGUUCAUUGGCUGUGGGCGGAACGAGAAGUUUAAUUAUGUGGUGAUGCAACUUCAGGGCCGUAACCUGGCAGACCUGCGACGUAGCCAGCCGAGAGGCACCUUCACCAUCAGCACCACCCUCCGACUGGGCAAACAGAUCCUUCAAUCCAUCGAAGCCAUCCAUUCUGUUGGGUUUCUGCAUCGUGACAUCAAGCCGUCAAACUUUGCAAUGGGCCGUCUACCAUCGACCUAUAGGAAAUGCUACAUGUUGGACUUUGGUCUAGCACGACAGUACACCAACACGAAUGGAGAGGUGCGGCCGACUCUUCUACAAGGGGAAACAACCUCUCACAUCUGCACCCCUAAAAAGCCCCCUAAAACAAUUCGUAAAAAAUCUUUCAAUAAGGCCACCUCUCAUUCAUCUAAACUCCAAUAA